This is a messenger RNA of Marmota monax (woodchuck), 1776 nucleotides long. RefSeq names its product phospholipid phosphatase related 5 (gene Plppr5). The record is from RefSeq and is a predicted model, not a curated record. Bases 36 to 1001 code for a protein of 321 amino acids. The transcript has 6 exons. Gene Ontology annotation, biological process: signal transduction; phospholipid metabolic process; phospholipid dephosphorylation. Gene Ontology annotation, molecular function: phosphatidate phosphatase activity. NCBI's taxonomy places the organism in Eukaryota, Metazoa, Chordata, Mammalia, Rodentia, Sciuridae.
CCGCCCGCUCGGCUUGGCUCGGCCCGGAGGCGUGCAUGCCCCUGCUGCCCGCGGCGCUCACCAGCAGCAUGCUCUAUUUCCAGAUGGUGAUCAUGGCAGGGACGGUGAUGCUGGCUUACUACUUCGAAUACACCGACACGUUCACCGUGAACGUGCAGGGCUUCUUCUGCCACGACAGUGCCUACCGCAAGCCCUACCCGGGCCCGGAGGAUAGCAGCGCCGUGCCCCCCGUGCUCCUCUACUCUCUGGCCGCCGGGGUCCCCGUGCUCGUGAUAAUAGUUGGAGAAACUGCUGUGUUUUGCCUACAACUAGCCACAAGGGAUUUUGAAAACCAGGAGAAAACAAUUUUAACUGGAGACUGUUGCUAUAUAAACCCACUGGUGCGCCGAACUGUCCGAUUUCUUGGAAUUUAUACCUUUGGAUUAUUUGCUACAGAUAUCUUUGUAAAUGCUGGACAAGUUGUUACAGGAAAUCUGGCUCCACAUUUUCUUGCCCUGUGUAAGCCUAACUACACAGCACUUGGAUGCCAGCAGUACACACAGUUCAUCAGUGGGGAAGAAGCUUGCACUGGCAACCCGGAUCUCAUCAUGAGAGCAAGGAAAACAUUCCCAUCCAAAGAAGCAGCUCUCAGCGUCUAUGCAGCCAUGUAUCUGACAAUGUACAUUACCAACACAAUCAAAGCCAAAGGAACCAGACUUGCCAAGCCAGUUCUAUGCUUGGGAUUAAUGUGUUUGGCUUUUCUUACUGGACUCAACAGAGUAGCAGAAUAUCGAAAUCAUUGGUCAGAUGUGAUAGCAGGCUUUCUGGUUGGAAUAUCUAUAGCAGUAUUUCUGGUCGUGUGUGUGGUAAACAAUUUCAAAGGAAGACAACCAGAAAAUGAGCAUAUACACAUGGAUAAUCUGGCCCAGAUGCCAAUGAUCAGCAUUCCUCGAGUAGAAAGUCCUUUGGAAAAGGUACCAUCUGUACAGAACCACAUCACCGCCUUCGCAGAAGUCACAUGAUAUUGAAGCAGAUGGUUUUUCCCUGCAUUGGACAUCAUCCCUUUUUACCAUCCAUUCGUAACACCCAAAGUUUGUUUGAUUACAAUAGAAGUUUAUAAAGUUGUCUAAUAAUUUUUAUAAUUUUAAAAUCAACGUCAACCUAUCUGUUUCCCCCACUAGACUGUGAGCUCCUCGAGGGCAGGACUGUGUCUUUCUUUUCUGUAUCUCCAACAUCUGCAACAAAGCCUAGCAGCACACAUUAGGUGCUCAAUAAAAAAUGAAAUGAUCAGAUGAAAAAUUAAUUCUUAAAUAAAAUAUUCACUUUAGUUUCUCAAAGAAUCUCUGCAACUAUGUGAAGAAGAAACUUCUACAUGAGUCAUAUUUGUAUAAGAAAACCCUCUAUUUUGAGCUUGUUAAGCCUUUUAAUUUUCAUAUAUCUAUUCAGCAGUAUACCAUAUUUAAUUUGAUUUUUGGCUAGUUAAGCUUUUUAAUUUUUUAUAUAUCUCUUCAGCAGUAUACCAUAUUUAAUUUGAAGUGGACUUUGAAAGUCAUGGGGGUUUUUAUUUUAUUAUUCAGCAUGACAUUCUUUCCAUUCUAACAGAAUUCAGUGUGUGAAAUUACUUUUAGAAAGUAUGUCUUAUACUAAAAUAAUGUUUGCACAUUAUAUUAUAAUAUAUUUCACUUAAAAUACCAUUCAUGCAUACAUUCUAAGACUGGUGCUUCUGCUUUUGAAGGGGAAAAUGCCAAUUUUUACUGUAAUAAGUAAUGUAUCAUAAUUAAAAAUUAUUUAUUUGGA